Messenger RNA from Scylla paramamosain (green mud crab), 1314 nucleotides. RefSeq lists its product as uncharacterized. The transcript is spliced from 11 exons. Bases 114 to 767 code for a protein of 217 amino acids. NCBI's taxonomy places the organism in Eukaryota, Metazoa, Arthropoda, Malacostraca, Decapoda, Portunidae. The record is from RefSeq and is a predicted model, not a curated record.
GGCGUGACACAACGUCAUGCACUGAACUGAGAGCCUAUAUGAGCCGCGGGCCGCAGCUCUGCAGCACACACCGCAGCAACCAGUAGCACACUUCACAGCAUCACCCCGCCGCCAUGAGAGUGUCUGUUGCCCUGAUGUUUAUGGGAGCGGUGCUGCUAGCCAACCUGCUCACCGUCAACGCAGUCCCGAGUCUCUACAGGAAUCUGAACCGUCGUAGCGCAGACAGUAGCAGUGGUAGUGAUGGCACUACUUCGGAGGAGUCUCCAGUAGCGAAAAGGAGCCUGAACUUUCUUGCUGCCAGUAACGGUGAAGGUGACAGCACCUCAGAGGAGGCUAGAGUGGUGAAGCGGAGCCUGAACUUUCUUGCUGCCAGUAACAGUGGAGGUGACAGCACCUCAGAGGAGGUUGGAGUGGUGAAGCGGAGCCUGAACUUUCUUGCUGCCAGUAACAGUGGAGGUGACACCUCAGAGGAGGCUAGAGUGGUGAAGCGGAGCCUGAACUUUCUUGCUGCCAGUAACAGUGGAGGUGACAGCACCUCAGAGGAGGUUGGAGUGGUGAAGCGGAGCCUGAACUUUCUUGCUGCCAGUAACAGUGGAGGUGACACCUCAGAGGAGGCUAGAGUGGUGAAGCGGAGCCUGAACUUUCUUGCUGACAGUAACAGUGGAGGUGACAGCACCUCAGAGGAGGUUGGAGUGGUGAAGCGGAGUCCGAGACUUUACGCCAGCAACUCAAACAGUGAUGGAACAAGUAACAGUUCUGGUGUCUAAUAGACAGCAAUGGUGAAACGGUAACAAGGAACCUGAUCUAUGAUACCGACGAACCCAAAAUCGGAAGUUUCUCGCUGCGAUUGUGAAGCGGAAUAUGAAAGCAAAACCACAUCUCCCCCUCUCCUCAACACUCCCUUCGUCAAGAUGAGGUGCCCCCAACCACCUCUGCUCUCUCUCUCUCUCCCUCUUUCUCUCUCUCUCUCUCUCUUAAGUCUGUAUCUAUCAUAAAAGGAGGAAAGGGGGCAUUCCAGCAAGCUAACUCACACCGCGGCGACAAUCCAUGGCACCACGACUCAAGAUUGAUCACCUGUUCUGUUCUGUACACCGACUCCUGGCUUCUCGAUUAAGUUUCCUUUACUUCUUGUAGUUGUUAAUCUCCUUCAUUUUGGAAAUUAUAUACUAUUAUUAUUCAUGCUAAUUAUCCUGAUGUAUUAGCUUUAUGAGGAUUGGAAGGUCAUCAUAUAGUUAAAAGCAAAAUUUUUUGUUAGUAGGCUUUUGUAGUUCUGAAAUUUGCACUACUCUUAAAUUCAAUAAAAAUUCAUUAAUC